GUGGGAUGGAGCUGGCAGAGCGCCUCCUGCAGGAUCAGAAGAUGUGUCAGAGUAAGCAGGCCAGUGCGGGGCUGAUGGACAUUAAGCUGCUGUUCAGCUACCUGCAGCUGUUCCAGGUCACGGACAAGGUGGUGUUUGACCUGAGUCUGGCCCGGGGUCUGGACUAUUACACAGGGAUCAUUUACGAGGGGUUUCUGACUCAGGCGGGCAUCGCUGCUGAAGCCCAGAAUGGUUCUGGUGCAGAGGAGAGUGUGAGCGUGGGCAGCGUAGCGGGCGGGGGCCGGUACGACGGGCUGGUGGGGAUGUUUGACCCCAAGGGCAGGAAGGUGCCAUGUGUGGGGGUCAGCAUCGGCAUCGAGAGGAUCUUCUCCAUCAUGGAGAAGAAGGCCGAGGCCUCAGCACAGAGGGUCCGCACCACAGAGGUUCAAGUGAUGGUGGUGUCUGCUCAGAAGAACCUGCUGGAGGAGAGACUCAAACUGCUCACUGAGCUCUGGAACGCUGGCAUCAAGGCAGAGGUAAUCUACAAGAAGAACCCCAAACUGCUGAGUCAGCUGCAGUACUGCGAGGACUCUGGGAUCCCCCUGGUGGCCAUCCUGGGAGAGCAGGAGCUGAAGGAUGGGAUGGUGAAGCUGCGCACCGUGGCAACCAGAGAGGAGGCUGAUAUAUCCAGAGCAGAUCUGAUAACUGAGAUCAAGAGGAGGACCUCUGAGGCCUAGACGUUAACCCCUGCCCCCCCCACGCCACCUUCAAACAGACUCCUUUGCAAUGAUGUCGACAUGCCUUCAGUGUCAGCACUGUAUAACAGGGAGCUGCUGUGAGGAACGCAUCAGUUAUUAUUAUCUACAAAGCUGCUACAUUCAUUUGUACAGCUCCAUCUCUGCUCUGUUUAAGACGUGUACUUUCUCCCUGCACCAUCUCAGCUUCUAACACUUUCAUUUGUUCCAUGGCUGUACUGUCAGGUGUCUGAAAUAAACUCAAUGCUCAGCAGCUUGUGUUCACUGACAUUCUCAGUUUAAAACAA
This is a messenger RNA of Gymnodraco acuticeps, 1021 nucleotides long. Its product is annotated as histidine--tRNA ligase, cytoplasmic-like. Gene Ontology annotation, cellular component: mitochondrion. The record is from RefSeq and is a predicted model, not a curated record. Gene Ontology annotation, biological process: mitochondrial translation. Gene Ontology annotation, molecular function: identical protein binding. NCBI's taxonomy places the organism in Eukaryota, Metazoa, Chordata, Actinopteri, Perciformes, Bathydraconidae.